AGCAGUUUUGGCCCAGAGCUGCUGGCUGCUAGCUGCUAGCGCCUGAUAGACAUGGGCGCAGUCAGCAGUAACAUUCGGAGUUGCCGUGUUAGAGCAAUGGCCCGCAAGUAUCACGACGUCGAGCAAAGAAGCAUGGGUGGAAGCAGGAGGCUGCCGAAAGACGAAAGAGCGGACGAACACCACCGGGUGCUUUGCAGCGACUCAGACCUCGUCCUUGCCCACACGAUAAAGCAGGCAUUUCUGCCGUGCUCUUUAUUACCUUCCAUUCCAAAAAGCAUUUGCUGUCGCGAGUGCCAUGGCUUCUUGUGCGAUCAGUCCACAGAGAAGGAGUUCUACUUCUGCCGGCGGUGCCGAGACGUGGGCCUCGUCACGGUGGUUUGCGCGCAUUGCCAGGGGAACGAAGAUGACAGGUGCCACAAACGCCGGCUCUGGACGCCCAGCUGGGGCGAGCAGCGCGUCGUGCGCCGGGAGAGGCUCUGUGACCAAGCAGAUGCCAAGAAGCACACCAACAGCUUGAACGUGCCGCAGCAUUGCCACUACUCUUCAGAGGCUAGCUCCCAGUUGGGCUCACCUCUGCGGAAGCAGGCAGCUAGCUCUUCUACGUCUGCGUGCUCGUCCCCCAGGCCAAGCCCAAGGUCCAGAGUGGGCUCCAAGCAAAGCUCUGGCACCGCCAGCAGCACAUACUGACCCCCUCGCUCGGGAACCUCCGCGCCCAGGCAAAGAGGGCUCACCCGUUCUGGUUUACUUUUGCGUUCGGCACGCCUUCCAGCCUUGGGGCGGUUAGGAGCCGAGCUUGGCGUGGAGCGUCAGCCAAACGGGACGAUUUACCCACACGUCCCCUUCCUUUCCAGCGUUUCAAGAUGCCAAAACCUUCCAGGGAACCUCUGGAGACUUUUAAUUGCAAUUCCUUUAUCGGGCAUACAUACGUGCCUCAUGGAGAUGCAUAAUACAUCACAGGUUAGGCUCUUAGGUUGACGCGACCUGCUUGUACAGCAAGCCAAUGAGUUUGGUGAAGUUGCAAAUGUCGGCAGCUGGACAAUUCUCUGAG
Effrenium voratum is the source of this 1048-nucleotide messenger RNA. NCBI's taxonomy places the organism in Eukaryota, Dinophyceae, Suessiales, Symbiodiniaceae. The record is from the annotation of a GenBank genome assembly.